Molecule: messenger RNA, 844 nt
Organism: Osmerus eperlanus (European smelt)
Lineage: Eukaryota; Metazoa; Chordata; Actinopteri; Osmeriformes; Osmeridae
Gene: sf3b6
Product: splicing factor 3b, subunit 6
Exons: 4
Coding region: 109-486 (125 amino acids)
Cellular component (GO): cytoplasm; nucleus
Molecular function (GO): mRNA binding
Source: RefSeq, a predicted model, not a curated record
UAAACGGAUGUAGGUCAUUGACUACGUCAGUAUACUGCGCCUAUCAAACAGAUCACAAAAACAUUUUUCAAGGCCUUUUGUGGCGUGAUAGUUUGAGUAUAUCUAGUCAUGGCUAUGCAAGCAGCAAAACGAGCAAACAUACGAUUACCUCCAGAAGUUAACAGAAUCCUGUACAUAAGAAACCUGCCAUACAAGAUCACAGCUGAAGAGAUGUACGACAUCUUUGGAAAAUAUGGACCAAUUCGUCAGAUUCGAGUGGGGAAUACACCAGAAUCAAGAGGCACAGCAUAUGUCGUCUAUGAAGACAUAUUUGAUGCCAAGAACGCGUGUGAUCACUUGUCAGGAUUCAACGUCUGCAACAGAUACUUGGUGGUUUUGUACUACAACGCUAACCGGGCUUUCCAGAAAAUGGACACAAAGAAGAAGGAGGAGCAGUUGAAGCUGCUGAAAGAGAAAUAUGGCAUCAACACAGACCCACCAAAGUAGCUACCUUGAAAACUUUUCAUCCCUCUUUGAUAAGAAAAAAACAAUUACACACAUGUACAAAUUCACACAUCAAUUAUUACUUACACACUCAAGAACAUUGUCCUUGUCACAAGGUACAGUAAACACAUGUUGCACACUCAUCAUUAGUGAACAUCUUUGCAUUUACCAAUUUUUUGCUUUUGGAUCAAUUUUUGUCAUGAAGGUAAUUAUUGAUAAUUAUCCUGUGGGGAAUUCCCAUUGAACCUCUUUUUUAUUUUAAUGCAUUCUGGUAGAUUUGUAUUACUUAGUCCUGUUUUAUUGUGUUGUUUAGAUUUUUUUGUGUAAUAAAAUGUCAUUUUAUUAAAACCUCUGACCAUAA